GUGGUUCUUGCACAAGGACACCCACGGCCCCUCUGAUUGCAAACGUUUCUCAAUCUCUCGCUGAUCAGGGUGUUGAUGACUGCUGCUGGAUGAUGUCCCAAACCCUGAUUGAGUCACUCAGUGUCUUGCAAUGGAUUCUAACCUUCCUCACAAUGGGCAUCUCCUGCACCCUCCUGACUGUGUAUCUACUCUUUACAUCCUUCUGGCCGCUGGCAGCCCUGUAUCUUGCCUGGCUAACCCUCGACCGGAAUACUCCAGAAAGAGGGGGUCGGAGGUCGCAGUGGGUCAGGAGGUGGAAGCUGUGGACGUAUAUGAGGGACUACUUCCCCAUCUCGCUUGUGAAAACAGCUGAGCUCAGUCCUGAGGCCAACUAUGUCAUCGGUUACCAUCCCCACGGGAUCCUGUGUUUUGGCGCCUUCUGUAACUUCUGCACCGAGGCCACCAGUUUCUCCAAGAUCUUCCCCGGUAUCACCCCCCAUGUGGCGACCCUGAAUGGACUCUUUCGGUUGCCCAUCUUCAGGGAUUACAUCCUCAGCACAGGAGGACGCUCGGUCAGCAGGUCAAGCCUCACCCACCUCCUGUCAAAGAGCGGGGUGGGAAACGCGGUGGUUAUUGUAGUCGGAGGGGCAGCUGAAUCGAUGAGUGGGAGACCCGGGGAGCACUCACUCUUACUGAAGAACAGGAAAGGAUUCAUUCGAAUCGCUCUGAUGCACGGGGCCAAUCUGGUUCCUAUCUACAGUUUUGGCGAGAACGAUGUCUUCGACCAGGUUGUUUUUGAGCCAGGGAGUUGGAUGAAAUACUUUCAGCUGAUGUUCCAGAAGUACAUGGGGUUUGCUCCCUGCUUCCUCAAGGGCCGGGGCCUCAUGUUCAGCAGCUCCUGGGGGCUCAUGCCCUACACCAAGCCCAUCACGACUGUAGUCGGCGAGCCGAUCCCAGUCACCCAGAGCACAAACCCUUCGGAGGAGGAGGUUGAUCGAUACCACACCGAGUACAUGGAAGCUUUAAUCAGACUCUUCAACAGGCACAAGGUGCAGCACGGCCUGUCAGAGAAAGCAGUGCUGACCAUUUACUGA
Messenger RNA from Carcharodon carcharias (great white shark), 1073 nucleotides. RefSeq names its product diacylglycerol O-acyltransferase 2-like. Gene Ontology annotation, cellular component: endoplasmic reticulum membrane. Gene Ontology annotation, biological process: triglyceride biosynthetic process. The record is from RefSeq and is a predicted model, not a curated record. The coding region runs from base 90 to 1073 and encodes 327 amino acids. The transcript has 8 exons. Gene Ontology annotation, molecular function: diacylglycerol O-acyltransferase activity. Lineage: Eukaryota; Metazoa; Chordata; Chondrichthyes; Lamniformes; Lamnidae.